This is a messenger RNA of Ixodes scapularis (black-legged tick), 2160 nucleotides long. RefSeq lists its product as uncharacterized. The record is from RefSeq and is a predicted model, not a curated record. The transcript has a single exon. The coding region runs from base 52 to 2160 and encodes 702 amino acids. Gene Ontology annotation, molecular function: RNA-DNA hybrid ribonuclease activity; nucleic acid binding. NCBI's taxonomy places the organism in Eukaryota, Metazoa, Arthropoda, Arachnida, Ixodida, Ixodidae.
CCCACGCAGACUGGGUUUCGGGCUAACCUAAGUACCCACGACAGCCUGCUUAUGAUCUACAACGAUGUUAUCGAUCGGCCGCGAAGCGAUGGAAGUCUGAGAGUAAUCGUAUCAAUUGACAUCAAGAAAGCGUUUGACAGCGUCCCCCACGAAUCUGUCGUCAGCAAGAUGGAAGAGCAGGGGCUCACUGGCAAACAAUUGGAUUUUGUGAAGUCUUUCCUUGCGAACCGCAAGUACAGAAUAAAGGCAGGUUACGGAAAGGAAGCGCGAGAAGGCCCGACUAUCGAAAACAACAUCGGCGUGCCGCAAGGAGCAGUUCUCUUGCCAACGCUAUUUAACAUAGUUAUGGCACCACUGCUCUGGCGGCUCUACAAGAUCGAGAAACUGAAAGCGACGGCGUAUGCAGACGACGUCACUAUAUGGACGCAUGAAGGUACGCCAGAGCAACAGGAGGCAGCACUGCAAGAAGGACUAAAUACCAUCGGCGACUUUUUGAAAGAAGUAGGGAUGAGACCAUCCCCAGAAAAGACUAAAUACACCGUGUUCGGGGCCGGUAACGUCCAAAGAAACCUGCAGCUCACCUUCGCCGGGGACCCAAUCGUUCGAGAAGAGAGCAUCAAGCUUUUAGGGGUCACCUUCGGAAACUCACCCAGCAUCACUGACAAGUGGAUGGCCGAGAUGAGAAAGAAGUGGAAGCAAGGCCUCAACCUGGUCAGAAGAAUCUCCCAUCGACUUGGAGGAGCCGGAGAAGCAACGGCAAGGAAGUUAGUAAUGGCCACACUGGUCUCGAAAAUCACAUAUGCGGCGCGAUUUUAUUCAUUACGGUCGUGUCACAAGAACCACUUCCGAACUAUGCUCAAUGACGCACGAAGAGCCAUCUUGGGGCUACCAAGAAGUACAAAAACGGAGAGGAUGAGGCAACUCAUCCUUUUGCCAGAAAUUGAGGACCUACUGGUGCAGCAGACAGUGACGCACACGGCGCGUGUGCAUCACACAGAGGAAGGCCGAGCAGUGGCAAGCUACAUAGGCAUCAAGCUCCCGGAGACCCUAGACCCCCUCCCCCCAAGCAAGGCACCGUGGGAUGUGAUUAGCGUCACGCAAGGUGCGAAACCCCUUCCAAGAAAUAUGGACCCGGAGCGACACAAAGCCCGCAGGAAAAGGUACGCCCAACAGCACAAGAAGGAGGUCAAGGAGCUGUUGGCAAGCCAGCACAACACAGUGGUGUACGUCGAUGGAGCAACAAAAGGGAAGGAGUAUGCCGCAGGAGCAGUCUUCUACAGAGGCGAGGGGGCAACUCCCUUUGAAAUUGCCACUAGCUGCGGACUGGGCACGGAGGUCACAUCAGACACAGUAGAAGAAGCGGCUCUUCUGUUCACGUUGGGAGUAUACGGGAACCUCCCCGGCAAGACGAGAAACCUCAUUAUCUAUACGGACUCCCAGGAGGCGGUACGAAACAUGUACAAGCUCAAAGCAACUGCAAGCCCGACGGUACACGCCUUCUUCGACACGGCGCUCAGCCUAUACCGGGAGCACGGCACAAGAAUCAGUGUACGAUGGGUCCCGGGACACCAGGAGAUCUCAGGAAACGACAUGGCUCACGCAGCGGCACAGUGCGGGAUGAGAAGAAUUCUUCAGUUGCCAUCCCAACAGGCGUCCAACUGCGAAGAGUCAGUCGAACAGCCAGAAAAUACGACAUGCUACGACCCCGUCGAAGAGCUGCGUAGAUGUCGCAAGAUGCGAAAGAUUCAGCUAGCGGAAAAGUGGCAACCCGAGGACUACCCGCUUCCGGCGAAAACCUUCAAGCGAAAGGAAACGGUUCAACUUCGGCGCAUCCGUACCGAAGGCGCGGUCACGCCAAGGCUCAAGUACCACAUCAACCUCUCGCAAUUGCGACGGACGCAGCCGUACGCGGUCCCUCCGGACCCGCGAUGUCAGAGAUGCAAGGAUCCAGAAGCCAUUCCCAGGCUCGACCAUCUCCUAUGGGAAUGCCAAGCUCUAGCCUUGUGCAGAGUGGAAGCCAUCGAGACGCUACCCGAGGAAGAAAGACCCAAGAGACUCGUGGAUUGGACGCACCCACAGGGCGAAGCCCAACGCCGGACGAGGAUCCUCCAGUCGCUUCUGGACUUCGUAGCCAAGUCAGAUCUUGGGGACUCCAUAUGA